Dalotia coriaria is the source of this 2064-nucleotide messenger RNA. RefSeq names its product kynurenine formamidase (gene KFase). The coding region runs from base 1197 to 2039 and encodes 280 amino acids. The record is from RefSeq and is a predicted model, not a curated record. NCBI's taxonomy places the organism in Eukaryota, Metazoa, Arthropoda, Insecta, Coleoptera, Staphylinidae. The transcript has 4 exons. Gene Ontology annotation, molecular function: lipase activity.
UCGUGUCAUUGGGUCUGGGUCACGCGCACUGCGCCGAUCGAUGCCGUGCGAUUUGCGAUUAUUUAUAUUAACUGACUUAAGUUAAGUCACGUAACUUAACUUAAAAAGUGACUUAAGUCAAUUAUACAUUAUAAUUUUAUAUUUAAAUGAAUAUAAAUAUUAAAGUAUGUAAAUUUGACUUAAGUCACUUGAGGCGUUACUUAAAAUAUGACUUAAAUCCUAUUAUAUCACGUUCUUUUGUAUUUUUGCAAGUAAAUAUAAAAUUAUAUCGAAUGAGUGCAGGCUUUGUCUGCAGACGGCUUUUCUGUUUUGCAUCUCAAAUAAAAAACCGCAACACAACGCAGAAGAAAACAUCUUGCAACUCCUGUAACAUUGAUCCAGAUCGAAACGAGCGUGCGUCGUGUGCGUGAUUUGCGUAUUGAGUUUACCGAGUCGAGCGCAAUGCAAAACCAAAAGCCGAGAAGCGCAAUGUGAAGUGAAGUCGAGAGAAGUAAGAAUAAAACGAGGAAAAAAAUAACACGUAAAACGCAAGCAAGCGGGCAGAGGCAGCAAGAGAAGCAAUUGAGAUCCGCCAGCGUGAUCCGUAGCAGCACACACAGAUGCCAAGAUGCCGGCCGCGAUCGCCGAGAUUCGCAAAAAUUCCAAGGACGUUCGCAAAGGACACAUACUGUAAACGCGCUCGCUUUAGCCGUAACCACACUUUGAUGAUGUGCGAGUAGUUGUUGAGGAAAAAAGCACUUACAACGCGAUUCAAAGCAAAAAAACGAAAAAAAAAAUGAGAAAAAAAUUGAAAAAAAAGUAGAAUUAGUUACAAAUACCUAUUACUAUUAUGGCUUCCUUAUCACAUUUCAACGUACAACUGUCAUAUAUUUAGUUACGACACUUUUACAUAGACUAAAACCUUUAAAGUGUGUAGUAAAACAUUGUUUUCAACAGUAAUAGUUCAGUUUUUGACGAAAAAACACGUUUUUUGCACGUUUUUUUAAAGAAAAAAUUGCGGAAGAAAAUAAUAUAAACGUAAAACUCGACGUAAAACUAGAAAAUAUUUAGUUACAACAGUUUUUCAUAAAAUAAAACCAUUUACCUGAGUAGUAAAACAGUAUUUUCACUCGAAAAAGUCAAAAUUUUUACGAAAAAACGCGUUUUUUCCGAAUUUUUCAGUAAAAACGCGUUUUUUUCCGAUUUUUUCAGAAAAAAUGUCAGAAAAAAACAAUUUAAACGUACAAUAUUCACCAAGCAAAUGGUCUACAAGAAUGUGUUCCUGUCAAGUCCUCAAAGAACACUUUGACUUCAUCAAAAAAGAAAGCGAUAAAGCACGAAAAAUCAUCCCGUGUGAACUUGACAUUAAAUAUGGUGAUACCCCCGAAGAAAAAUUAGACAUCCUUGGUAGUGAUUUACCAGAUGAUUCUCCGAUAUGUUUUUUCAUCCAUGGAGGAUUUUGGUCUGCAUUAACAAAACAGGACUCUUCUUAUCCAGCUCUAAAGUUACACUCGAUGGGAAUAAAAACAUUUGUCAUUGAUUAUGCGUUAUGUCCUCAAGUAACAUUAAAAACUAUCACAGAACAAAUUCAAAGAGCUUUUGAUUAUACUCUUAAAUACGCAGAAGAAAAAAAAUCAAGCGCUGUGUACUUAAUGGGUCACAGUGCUGGUGCACAUUUGGUUGCAUAUCUUCUAUCAACCACAACCUCACCAUUAACUAGCGUAAAAUCCGCCAUUUUAAUAUCCGGAAUCUAUGAUUUACGUCCUUUGAUUAAUUGUUAUGUAAAUAAUGAUUUACAUCUUUCUCAAAAAGAAGCAGAAGAUUUAAGAAUUAAAUUCAAAAGUAAUUUUUAUAAAAAAUUAAAUAUUUUUGUUGUUAUUGCCGAAAAUGAUUCACCAGCGUUCCAUGAACAAAGUAAACAGUUAUAUUCAUCUUUAAAAACUUCAAAAAUCAACGCAACUUUUAUAGAAAUCGAAAAAAAGGAUCAUUUUGAUAUUAUGCAUUCAAUUAUCGAUGAAUCCGUGAAUAAUCUCGGUAUUAUACUAAAAAGUAUCUUAUGAAAUCGUGAAUAAAGUACAAUAUUCA